Cladophialophora immunda is the source of this 3287-nucleotide messenger RNA. RefSeq lists its product as uncharacterized. The transcript has 2 exons. The coding region runs from base 398 to 2944 and encodes 848 amino acids. The record is from RefSeq and is a predicted model, not a curated record. NCBI's taxonomy places the organism in Eukaryota, Fungi, Ascomycota, Eurotiomycetes, Chaetothyriales, Herpotrichiellaceae.
AAGCAAGCAGGACAACUCACCACCCAGUCCGGCCGCAUCCAGACAAUCCAAUUGUCCAUCACGCACUUGCUCUUGUGAUACUUUCCUACCGACUUACGAGUAGGCAUCAUCUCAGCUCCAAGCCCGUCUCCUGCGCCUUGCCACAGUAUAUUCAAUUCGAAUCUCUCCCAGUAAAACGGCGUCGGCCAUUCAUCUACCCCGCUUGCCGAGCUCGAGUAAACAAAGCGAAGAUCAGUGACAGCUCCCGAUCGAGCCGCAAAGACACCCAACGGCUGCUGCACAGGAGAAAAGCAAAAGUCGUUCCCACCUUGGAUGGUUUCAACCUCUUGACCGUCGGAGGAAAAGCCUCCCGCAAAGCCCAUCUGUCAAUUGCAGAUACACACUCUGCACUCGAGUCAUGUCGCCCUCACCGCAACUCUCUCCCCCAGGGAGCAGCACCUACGAUUCCAACACGAUGCAUGUAGGCGAUGGAACUUGGGAUGCAGGAAGAGAUGACUUUCUCCUACCCAAUCUUGUGGGACUGAAUUUCGCGACAAUGAGAUACAAUGGAAUGGGAAAUCGCUUCUUCUCCUUAACCGGUUACCAUGGUCUGGUCGAGGCGCACGGUAUCAUCGCUGCCAUCACAUUCCUCGGGAUCGUCCCGCUCGCGAUCUUCCUCAUGCGAUUUUAUGGCCGCCAGCCCCGACUCGCUCUCCGAAUGCACAUAUGGCUCCAAAUCCUCACACUCCUCUUGAGCACGGUGGUCAUCAUUCUCGGCUUUCAAGCUGUAGGCCCGAACCGAAGCUUGACUAAUCCACAUCAUGGGAUUGGUGUUGCAAUAUACGUCUUGAUCUGGGUUCAAGUCAUGGGAGGCUGUAUGGUGCACCGGAGAGAAAAAUGGAAGAAGCGUGCACACAUUCCUCUCAGCGCCAUGCUCCAUCACUGGCUGGGCCGUGCCAUUGCUCUGCUCGGAAUCAUUCAAGUCCCGCUUGGUUUGACUCUUUACGGGUCGCCUCCUUACUUGUUUGUUCUUUAUUCACUAUGGGGCUUUUUCUUACUUUUCUUGUAUUUUGUCCUGCAAUAUCUGGCCGAGAGGCGAAGAGGUCGCUACGGGCCCGGCGGCGGCAGCAACCACCAUGUUGACGUUGUUGAGACCGCCGACGACCGCAGACACACAGGGUUGGGAAAACUGGCACUGGCCGGAGCAGCUGGUGCGGGUCUCGCAGCACUGUUCAGAAGACGAUCUUCGAGGAGGGAUGAUUCGCCUCACCGUGUGCAUGGUGGUUCUGGAACUGAAGUGACCGGAAGUGGAUCGUCUUAUUACUACGAUGACGACAAAUUGUCCGAUCGGUCUCGCCAUGGGAUUGGACAUCGUCUUUUGCAGAUCGCAGCUAUCGGAGGAGCUGUCGCUGCGGUCAAGAAGCUGAUGGGCCGUAGAGACCGCGACGACGACUCGGACGUUGGCCCUUACAGACCACCCCUUGGUGGGAAUCAGUCCGUCACGACAGACUCGAUGUCGCGAAUCGAAGAAGGCAGGCCGCCCCCCAUUCGUCCAGUUACCCCGGUUGGUGUCAGUCCGGGCCACAUUCGACCGACACAUCCUCUCGCCCAAACUCCCAUGACGCCAGGCUCGGAUGGACGCAGACCUUCCGGGUCACUGUACUCGUACGAUUCAUAUAUGUCUGGAUCUCCAUCCAGGCGCGACCGGAGAUCGCACGGAUUCCGAGAUGCCGUGGCCGCAGGCGGGACAGUGUUCGCGAUUCGACAACUCUUCAAAAACCGCAGACAGCGGAAAGAAGACCUUCGUGCAGAACAACUGAGGAGAGAAAAGAUCGAGGAUGAGCGAAGGGCACGCAUGGACUCGGCUCACAGGUACACCGGCGAUGGAUUUGCUCCCCCAAGACGAGCUCGCCACGGCAGGAUGGGCAGUCAGACUGCUUCGGACAUAUCGACCGAUCUGGGACCGCCUGGAAUGAGCGGAGCCAUCCCAGCUGCAGCAGGAGCAGGUGUAGGUGCCGCUGCAGCGAGUGCCCUUGCCGACAGAGAUCGAAUCAGACCCGUUGGCCAGGAUCCUCCCAUCGUGCAGCCUGGCCCGCCUUCUGCUGCUUUUCCAGUUCCCGUUCCCGGUCCCGGUCUCGGCCAAGCAGAUAUCCCUCCUGUGCCACCGCCUCACCUGGACUCAUCGGGCAGCGAACUUUACACUACAGGGUCCGGCAGGCAACGACAUCGACAUCAUCUCCGCGACGAAGCCGCAGCUGGACUGGCAGGAGCCACCCUCGGAGCCGCAGCAGCGGAGGACUCCCACCGUCGCCGAAGACAAAGCAGUCGCAACAACGCGACUGACAGCGUGGAGUCCCCUCCUGUCAGUGUUAAAAUAAACAUGCACAACGAUGGCCGCCAAGUGACCCUUCGGCGGUUGACGGAAGAAGAGGCCGCCGCACAGCGUGAAGCCCGGAGAAGAGAACGCCAGGCUUCUGCGGCGGCGAGAAGAUCAAGGAGAGGCUCCAGUCUCAGCGGGAGUGACAGUGAGGCGAUGGGGGGAACUAGUGCUGAUCGACGAUGGAGACGCACUGAAGCGCUGGAAGCCGAGCAGGCCGCGCAGAACGAAGCUGCGGCUCAAGCUGCUGCCACGCCAUAUUCAGCCGCAGCCAGAACUCCUCAACCACCAGCGUCUGUUGCUGGGAUCAGCCCUGCUCCCACGAUACCAUACCCUACACCCCCCGAGCCGCCGAACGUGCACCCAGGCACUGGCCAGCCAUAUCAAGUGCCUCUACCUCCACCCCCGCCUAUCCCAGGAUCAGCCAGCAACCUAGGGUACCCAGCGGGAAGCGGCGUCACUUCUCCUGGGACGGAGACGAGUGGGGCGACGGAGUAUGCUAACAACCGGAGAAGGAGGCGGGCGGAACGGGCCCAGGCAAGGUUAGCCAGGGAAGGGAGAACCGGGGGAACGGUUGAGUUUACCUGAUCAGAUCUCAGCCGUGUCUGAGACACCGCUGCGAGACUGGAGUGACAGCGCUUUGGAGGCGCGCGCAUGUGUAUGGAAGCUGACAUGAAAAUAACGACUGUGGCAUUCAUGGUUUUGUGAGCAUGUGGUGUAUUAAUCUGCACAAAGCAGUCUGUGAUAUGUGUUUUAUAGAGCAUUUCUGGCAUCCCUUUGGCGCCAUGGUAUAUCAUAGGCUUGGAAAGGAUGCCUGACGAGAAUGAUGAGAUGAGGAUGCUUCCUUGGAGCCAUAUUGUGCAGGAAACUUUCCACUUGGGAUAGUGACCAGAAAAGGCCAUGAAGACCCGCUGAUAAUGAAACGUUCGUG